This is a messenger RNA of Dermatophagoides pteronyssinus (European house dust mite), 1521 nucleotides long. RefSeq names its product tubulin gamma-1 chain-like. NCBI's taxonomy places the organism in Eukaryota, Metazoa, Arthropoda, Arachnida, Sarcoptiformes, Pyroglyphidae. Gene Ontology annotation, cellular component: gamma-tubulin complex; microtubule. Gene Ontology annotation, molecular function: GTP binding. The record is from RefSeq and is a predicted model, not a curated record. Gene Ontology annotation, biological process: cytoplasmic microtubule organization; microtubule nucleation.
ACAACAAUAACAAACGUGUUUUUUUGUUUCAUGUUAAAAACAAGAUUAUCGCGCUUUUUAUCAUUCGAAUGCUCAUCAUCAAAUUUGAUUAAAAUUUACUGUCAACCAUCACUACCACCACCAAUCGAUAAUGCCGGGAGAAAUUAUUACAUUACAAGUUGGACAAUGUGGUAACCAAGUUGGUUUUGAAUUUUGGAAAAAAUUAUGUCAUGAACAUGGUAUAAAUUGUGAUGGUCAGCUAGAAUCGUUUGCCGAAAAAUCUGGUAUCGAACGAAGAGAUGUAUUUUUUUAUGAAUCUGAUGAUAAACAUUAUAUACCAAGAUCUAUUUUAAUGGAUCUUGAACCACGUGUUGUAAAUAGUAUUAUGAAUAGUAAAUAUUCAAAACUAUUUAAUAAUGAAAAUAUUUAUAUUUCAAAAAAUGGUGGUGGUGCCGGUAAUAUUUGGGCAUCCGGUUAUUCACAAGGAAAAUCAUUGAGUGAAGAAUUUUUUGAAAUUAUUGAACGUGAAGCAGAAGGUGCCGAUUCAUUGGAUGGUUUUAUUUUAUGUCAUUCAAUUGCUGGUGGUACUGGUUCUGGUAUGGGAUCAUAUGUAUUGGAAACGAUUCAAGAUCGUUUCCCAAAGAAAAUUAUUCAAACAUAUUCAGUAUUUCCAAGUCAAGAAGAAAGUAGUGAUGUUGUUGUUGAACCAUAUAAUUCUCUGCUUACAUUACGAAGAUUGACUGAAAAUGCUGAUUGUGUUGUCGUUUUGGAUAAUGCUGCUUUAUUUCGUAUUGCUGUUGAAAAAUUACAUGUUGAAAAUCCAAAUAUGUUACAAACAAAUUCAUUAGUAUCAACAAUAAUGUCCGCUUCGACAUCAACAUUAAGAUAUCCAUCAUUUAUGAAUAAUCGUUUAGCUGAAUUAAUUGUACCAUUAAUACCAUUUCCACAAUUACAUUUUCUUAUGACUGGUUAUACACCAUUUACAACUGAAAAAGAAAAUCAUAGUGAAGUAACAUCGGUACGUAAAACAACUGUUAUGGAUGUUAUGCGUCGUUUAUUGGAUGAUAAAAAUAUGAUGGUUUCAACACCAAUACAAACAAAAAAUGAUAAUCAUUGUUAUAUAUCAAUAUUGAAUAUUAUACAAGGUGAAGCUGAUCCAGUUGAAGUGAAUAAAAGUUUAGCUAGAAUUCGUGAAUCAAAACGUAUACCAUUUAUACAAUGGGGUCCGGCUAAUAUUCAGGUAGCACUUUCACGUAAAUCACCAUAUAUACAAACAUCGAAUAAAGUUUCUGGUUUAUUGAUUGCUAAUCAUACUUCGAUUGCUCAUCUAUUCGAACGAAUUGUUUCACAAUAUGAUAAACUACGAAAACGUGGUGCAUUUUUGGAUCGUUUUAAAAAUGAAGAAAUUUUCGAACAUAAUCUAGAUGAAUUUGAUAAUUCAAGAGUGGUUGUACAAGAAUUAAUUGAUGAAUAUAAUUCUGCAUCGAAAUCUAAUUAUCUUGAAUUGGCACUUUAUAAAUAAAUGAUUUUUGCAUCUCAAAU